Molecule: messenger RNA, 1053 nt
Organism: Cricetulus griseus (Chinese hamster)
Lineage: Eukaryota; Metazoa; Chordata; Mammalia; Rodentia; Cricetidae
Source: RefSeq, a predicted model, not a curated record
AUGGCUUCCACCGUCUGGGGCAGUGCCCCCUGGUGGGGCCCGCCACCCCCAGCCCCAGCCCGGCCGCUCACAGACAUCGACUUUUGCUCUGGCGCACAGCUGCAGGAGCUGACUCAGUUGAUUCAGGAGCUGGGUGUUCAGGAGAGUUGGAGUGAAGGGCCCAAGCCUGGAGCUGAUCUUCUCCGAGCCAAGGAUUUUGUCUUCUCUUUGCUCGGUCUAGUUCACCGCCAGGACCCUCGUUUUCCAUCUCAGGCAGAACUCUUGCUGCUUCGCGGUGGGAUUCGCGAAGGCUCCCUAGAUUUAGGGCAUGCCCCCUUAGGUCCCUACGCCCGGGGACCUCAUUACGAUGCCGGCUUUACACUCCUUGUGCCUGUGUUCUCUCUGGAUGGCACUGGGCCCGAGCUGCUACUGGAUCUAGAAUCCUGUUACGCGUGGCUCCGCCUUCCGGAGCUGAAGUGCGGAAUGUCGGUCCGGGAGACCUGGCAGGAUUGCCUAGGACCCCCUGUCCCAGAAGAAUGUGACUUGACUCCCCAAACCCAUAGCAAAGAGAGUCCCACGGGCCAGGAGAGCUCUGUAGACCAGUCGCAUGAGUGUGUCCCUGAGCCCGAGCCGCACACAUCUGUGGAAAAAUCAUCUAGUGACCUUUCAGGGUCCUGUUCGCCUGACAGUGACACCACCAAUCGUGAAACUCCUGAACCAUUGAAAACACUGAGUAGUGAUGCCUUGGAAGCCGACGAAAGCCCAGUCCCAAAGCUGUCGGAGGCUCCGAAGGCAUGGCCCACAUUGUGCCCUACCCAAGUAGCUGCAUGGUUCUUCGUUAAGCUGGCUGAGGUCGCUGAGUCUCUGAUCCCGGUCCCAGGCGCCCCGCGGCUAGUUCAUGCAGCUCGCCACGCGGGUGUCACCACGGUCCUCCUGGCAACUCCAGAGCCCCCACGCCACCUCCUGCUCUUCGACCUGAUCCCGGUGGUGACCGCCUUGCGUGAGGCGGUGGAGGAAGCCAAGGUUGCCCGCAAAGGGGGCGGUUUAGCGGGCGUAGGGGGCGGAACCCACUAA